Pteropus alecto (black flying fox) is the source of this 3231-nucleotide messenger RNA. RefSeq names its product transmembrane protein 200A (gene TMEM200A). The transcript is spliced from 3 exons. The coding region runs from base 185 to 1687 and encodes 500 amino acids. Lineage: Eukaryota; Metazoa; Chordata; Mammalia; Chiroptera; Pteropodidae. The record is from RefSeq and is a predicted model, not a curated record.
CCCCCGACCCCGCCACCACCUCCUGCGCUUGUCUCCCGAGGCGCCAGACGCCCCAACAGCUCCCAGAGUGAGAGCCCGGAGAGGCGACCGGACCUCUGAGGCCCCGCGCUCAGGACAGUUCUGCAUUUUUGCCUGAAAACAUGACACAUGUUUUUACCAUGAGCAAGCCCACCUAAUUACCCAAAUGUGUAUCAGAGUAAAAGAACAAGCUAUGAUAGCCACUGGUGGAGUGAUAACUGGCCUGGCCGCCUUGAAAAGGCAAGACUCUGCCAGAUCACAGCAUCAUGUCAACCUCAGCCCAUCACCUGCUGCUCAAGAGAAGAAACCAGUCAGGCGUCGGCCUCGGGCCGAUGUUGUGGUUGUUCGAGGAAAAAUUCGGCUUUAUUCUCCAUCUGGAUUUUUCCUCAUUUUAGGAGUGCUAAUCUCUAUUGUAGGAAUUGCAAUGGCAGUCCUUGGAUAUUGGCCCCAAAAAGAACAUUUUAUCGAUGCUGAGACAACAUUGUCUACAAACGAAACUCAGGUCAUUCGGAACCAAGGUGGUGUGGUGGUUAGCUUCUUUGAGCAGCACUUACAUUCUGAUAAAAUGAAAAUGCUUGGCCCUUUCACAAUGGGAAUUGGCAUUUUCAUUUUCAUUUGUGCUAAUGCCAUUCUUCAUGAGAAUCGUGACAAAGAAACCAAAAUUAUACACAUGAGGGACAUCUAUUCUACAGUCAUUGACAUCCACACGCUAAGAAUCAAGGAGCAAAAACAUAUAAAUGGCAUCUAUACCGGUUUGAUGGGAGAAACGGAAGUAAAACAGAAUGGGAGCUCCUGUGCUUCGAGACUGGCAGCAAAUACCAUUGCCUCUUUUUCAGGUUUUAGGAGCAGUUUUCGGAUGGACAGCUCUGUUGAGGAGGAUGAACUUGUGCUAAAUGAAAGCAAGAGUUUUGGGCAUCUUAUGCCACCUUUGCUCUCUAACAGUUCUGUCUCUGUCUUUGGCCUCUAUCCACCUUCUUCCCAGACAACUGAUGAUAAGACCAACGGCCCUAAGAAAUGUGAAACCAAGUCAAUCGUGUCGUCAUCCAUCAGUGCUUUUACAUUGCCUGUGAUCAAACUUAAUAACUGUGUUAUUGAUGAGCCCAGUAUAGAUAACAUCACCGAGGAUGCCGAGAACCUCAAAAGUAGGUCAAGGAAUUUGUCCAUGGAUUCCCUGGUGGUCCCUUUGCCCAAAACCAGUGAGUCCUUCCAGCCAGUCGGCAUGGCACUCCCACGGAAUAAUUCCAUUGGGGAGUCACUGUCAAGUCAGUACAAGUCCUCUGUGGCCCUUGGGCCUACAGCUGGACAGCUCUUGUCUCCUGGGGCUGCUAGAAGACAGUUUGGGUCCAACACAUCUCUGAAUUUGCUCUCGUCACAUUCAAAAUCCCUAGACUUAGACCGAGGUCCCUCCACCCUGACUGUUCAGGCAGAACAGCGGAAGCAUCCAAGUUGGCCUCGGUUGGAUCGAAGUAACAGCAAAGGAUAUAUGAAACUAGAGAACAAAGAGGACCCGAUGGAAAGGUUGCUUGUGCCCCAAGCUGUAAUCAAAAAAGACUUUACCAAUAAGGAGAAGCUUCUUAUGAUUUCAAGAUCUCACAAUAAUUUGAGUUUUGAACAUGAUGAGUUUUUGAGUAAUAACCUAAAGCGGGGAACUUCUGAAACAAGGUUUUAAUGUUAAAAAAUAUAUCAUUUUACAAGGCUAUAUAUUUUAAAACUAUUUUCACCAAUGUUACCUUGUCAAAGCAUUGGUUAUAAGCCUUUUUAAUCAAAUGGUUCGUAGUAUAUUAGGCCUGGCUGCUUAAUUCUGUGAUGGAGAUAGUUGUAUUUUGGGUUACUAAGAUUGUAGUACUCUAUAUUAUCACAUAUGAUUUUAUUUUUUCCAUUCUUUUGAAAGCAUGAUAUCUUUUAUUAAUAUGAAUACAAAAUUCUUUCAUCCAAAUUAAAGCUCCUUUUCUUUACCUUUAAGUUCUGUCAUUGAUGAUCAUAUUCAUAGAAUGAAGUGUCCAGUUCGGAAAAGUUAGGGUACCAAAGUGUGGAUUACAAUGACCAAAUUCAGGCCAAAGCCUCAAUAUAUAUCUCAAUAUAUAUUUAUAAAUGAGUGUGAGUGCAAAUCUUAAGUGUGAUUUUCUGAACUAUUACUUUUAUAUACGAUUGGUUAGAUUAUUUAAAAGGAAUAAGAUCUAGCUUCUGUGCGAGCUAAAUAAUAUAAAGUGGUUUAAUUCUGUGUGAGCUAAUUGAUAUGAAUUGGUUUUGUUGGUAGGUAAGUAGUAUUUUUUCCAACAUCUGUUCUAUUUUAGUGAUAUUUUCUUAAGAGACCAUGUAUUCAAGAGCCAUGGCUGAAGAUGCAAGAUAUUCUUAGGAGUAAAUAAUCAAAAUGUGAUCACCUAUAACUUUAGAUAUUCAGAAUCAAAGUUUCUUUGUGACUGACUUGAAAAAAUGAAUGGACCAAUUUAGUUUUUAGAAAUGCUACCUUGAAAUAAUUUUAUUCAUAAAGAAAAUGUUGACUAAUGAAUAAAAAUGCGUUAUAUGCUAGUUAAUGCUAAUUAGUCUUGGUACCUUUUGCUAGCCAUCUCUAUUAUCAUCCAGUAUCCACUCAUUCUUAUGUCCUUAUUUUCCUCCAAUAUAUUUUAGAUCUUGUUAUUUGGCAAAUAAUCAUCUAACCUUGACUUUUCUUUUUAUCUUUGCAUAUCACUAGCUUGGUGGUUCAAGAAAAUUUGGUCCUUGAUAAAUUGCCUUGAAAUAUACCUUGUGCUGGAAAGCCUUAGGAUGACUCCAAAGACUUUCAUAUGGCAUAAAACAGUUUCAGGAUUGUAGUUCUCAGUUAUUGAAGAUAAUAAAUAUUAAAAUGAUGUUUCCAUCAUAAAACUUUCAUGUUUUCCAUUAGGGUAACAUAAUUUUAAGAAUUGUUUAAUGGACUACUCAGGAAACUUUACAGGCUUUUUCCAAUGCCUAAACAUUUCUGAACAUCAGUAUUGCAGUUGUUGAAGAAGAGAAGAUAAAUUUCCAUUUGUUGGUCCCCACAAUUCCACCUUGUGUUGGUGUCACGAAUUUUCCUGAAUUGAGGCACAGUGUUAUUUGUUAGAACAUCAAGCCUGUGUAUAAUAGAGUGGGCUCAAUAUUUUACUACAUAGCAUUUAAUAAACCUCUGUUCUUAAUAGAAAUUUGUGUUCUUCAUACAUGUUAUUACUUUUUAAAUAAAAUGUAAAGUUCUGUUUA